CUUAUAUAAAGUUUCGUCGCUCUUCUCUUUUGCGUUUGUAUGAAUAGUUACUGUAUUUUGCUAUUUUGAGAGUUCCUUGUGGUGUUGAACGCCCUUACUUAUCUGUUAUGCUUCACUCUCAAACCGAUACAGGCCCCAUUCACUCCGUUCAUUAUGUUCACAAGCCACAGUCAGGGGCAACUCAAGCGCACACACCUUCUGGCCGUUUAACUCAUAAUGUGGGAACUCCUUCGCUUUAUAAUAAUUUCGAAAUCUCCAACCAACACUUAGUUGAUUCUUACCCUUCUCACGGUUCUUGCCACUCACCUCACCCUUAUUCUGUCUCUACUUCCGGCUCUAUGGUAAGCACUUGCCCUUGUCCAUCUUCCAUUGUCCCUCAAGAUGGGGUGCAUCCUGGCAAGCUUUAUCCAAAUCCCCCGCAUGCGCAUGCGCAUGCACAAAGUCCGCAUCUGCAGUACUCUGCUCCAUUGCUUUAUAGAGGAUCUUUUUCGUACAGCGCAAAUCAAGAAGCCGUUGGCUCGGCUGCAUUUUCUUCUCGUUCACACUCCGGCCCUUCUCUUCAAGCUUAUUAUGGACAGCCUGCUAACUUUAUAAAAGGACAUCCGAAUUUUCCCGCGCAUCUACAUAAUUCUUUUUCGACUCCUUCCGCUCACGAAAAAUUCUGCCCUGCAGGGCCGCCCUCGCAAUUUGGGAAACCGGACGAAGUUUGCCAUCAGAAAUCUCCUCUCUAUAAACGCGUGGAUCCUUGUGAUUCUGAAAGAGUUGAUGAAAAUCGAAAAACUUUUGUCUAUCAAUUUCAGCGGGACACUAAAAAUCCAACUUUGCCGCCUUCAGAGGCAAAAAUCCCGCAAUUAAAAUUUAAAAUUUUUAUUUUGAUACUUUUGUCUUCCGUUUAUGAACUGAAAAGACAAGAACAACUAUUGAAACUUCGUGCUUAUGAUCUGCAGAUGAGAAUUCGGGCGCUACACGACGAACUUGCUUAUAUGAAGCAAAUGAGACAUACUCAUCCUCCUCGCAUUGUCAUAAAAGCGCCUCCCUUUCCUUCGUGGCUUUGGUCUCUAGUAACUUUUUACUUGAACGGAUCGCUUGUCCACGCCGCUGGUUAUAAGCUCAACGGCCCUCCUUCUCCCUGGCAUUUAUUGAAUCUCCGCUUUAACAGUUCUUCCCAUGACUCUCUGGUAAAAGAUUUUGCUAGACGGGAAAAGCAGCCAAGCUUUUCUGACACGCCUUCGUCGCAAAAAGGAUUAUACUUCUUCCGCUCACGCUAUCGACUGGCUGACUCACAAUAUGACUUGAGAGAAUCGGAUUCACAAGAAAAAGAAACUCCGCCACCGUGUGGUCAGCCCACCAACCAGCACGCAUACUCUUCCAUUCCGUCCCCUCCAGCGCAGUGGACGACCGAAGAAGCUGCAGGAGGGACUAAUAACCGAGCUGAAGAGACGUCUGCGCAGGGCAGUGUCCGGGUGGACGAGAGCACACAGCAAGCAGAAAGCGCGCCAACGGACACUCCCCUUUCAUGUGCUGAGCAACGGCAGAACGGAGAAGAGCAGCCUAGCCGGUGCAUUGGCCAGUGCCUCCCGCCGCCUGCGCACAGGGAGGACACUCGACACGUCUCCACGACCCCAAUAGAAAAAAAAGAUUGUGUGGAAGUGGCAGACAUAAACGAAGUCAGUGAUCCCGAAUCUGACGAUGAAACUUUGGUAAUCAACGACCACGAGGAAAGUGAAAGCGAAUAGUGACGUGUCUUUUUAUGGAUGUGCCCUUCCUCAUUUUUUCGUUGCGACACCUUCAAGAAAUUACGGAAUGUUGGGAACAAUCAAAUGACGAU
Molecule: messenger RNA, 1828 nt
Organism: Zophobas morio
Lineage: Eukaryota; Metazoa; Arthropoda; Insecta; Coleoptera; Tenebrionidae
Exons: 17
Coding region: 108-1736 (542 amino acids)
Source: RefSeq, a predicted model, not a curated record